AUGCCGGUGAAAAAGAUAGGGCAUGAGCGCGUCGAGCAAGAUGGUGGGGUGCUCUCGAAUACCGGGUUCCCACGGGCGUUCGAGUCAUCGUUAACGGCACUUGGUGAAUCUCAAACCGGUCUUGGCGUCUCAUCGUGUAGUCGUACUUGGCGUUUCCGUGUGGUACUCGUCGAGCAACAGAAGAAGUUGUGGUUCGAUGGUCUUGGCCGCAAAGGUGGUUGCAGCCACGGAAGGCCGUCAGAGAGGAAGCAGUGGCGCGAGGAGGGCCAUGGCAGGCACGGGUCUGCCGGACUUGCAGCUGCGGCUGAUGAUGACGGCAGAGGAGACCUGCUGGUGCUGCUCACUAGCGAGAGGACGGCGAGGGAGGAGCAAGACGGCGGAAAACUCGGAGCUCGGGGAUGA
Messenger RNA from Triticum turgidum subsp. durum (durum wheat), 402 nucleotides. The record is from the annotation of a GenBank genome assembly. NCBI's taxonomy places the organism in Eukaryota, Viridiplantae, Streptophyta, Magnoliopsida, Poales, Poaceae.